Suillus clintonianus is the source of this 495-nucleotide messenger RNA. RefSeq lists its product as uncharacterized. The record is from RefSeq and is a predicted model, not a curated record. Bases 1 to 495 code for a protein of 164 amino acids. The transcript has 4 exons. NCBI's taxonomy places the organism in Eukaryota, Fungi, Basidiomycota, Agaricomycetes, Boletales, Suillaceae.
AUGGUCCAGACAACCCCUUUCCUCCAAGCUCUUGCUGUUGUCGCGCAAGCUCCUCCUAUCGUGCCCUACAUUUCUUCCAAUACCCUUGCUGUCCGCCAGGUCAAUACCACCGACCUUCCUUCCCAAUGCCAAACCACGUGCCAAGUCAUCAAUACUAUAAGUGACUGUGGCAGCACUCUAUCUUGCAUUUGUGUAUCGUCCAUCGGAACCCAGCUUCAAACAUGCAUGAAUUGCCUCGUUGCGGCUGACCCAACUGUCUCGAUAGACGCUAAUUCCGCAAUUGAGAGCUGGAACGAAGCCUGCGGUGGAUCUCUCUCUCUUACCAGCGGAAGCACUUCCAGUUCGACGGCUACCGCUAGUAGCUCUACCAGUACUGCUAGCAGUAGUAGCAGCAACCCUUUCAUUAACAAGACUGGUGGCGCUGUAAACAUGAAGGCAGCUACUGUGGCAUUUGGCCUAGUCGUUGCCAUUGCUUGCGGUAUUAUCAUCCUUUGA